This is a messenger RNA of Scomber scombrus (Atlantic mackerel), 2357 nucleotides long. RefSeq names its product dihydrouridine synthase 3-like (S. cerevisiae) (gene dus3l). Gene Ontology annotation, biological process: tRNA processing. Lineage: Eukaryota; Metazoa; Chordata; Actinopteri; Scombriformes; Scombridae. The record is from RefSeq and is a predicted model, not a curated record. Gene Ontology annotation, molecular function: tRNA dihydrouridine synthase activity; RNA binding; flavin adenine dinucleotide binding. The transcript has 16 exons. Bases 242 to 2167 code for a protein of 641 amino acids.
CUUACUCACGCUGUGGAUUGUUGCUGUGCAUGCAAGGGGUGAAACAGAAGUAUAUAAUUCAAGUUAACUGUAUUUGUUUAUUUUAACUUUUAACAACACGUUUAAUCGGCAUAAAAUACCAUCAGUUGUCAGCUGUUCAUCGUUUUGUUCACGUCGACAGCCGUCCGUUAGCAAAGCAUGCUAAAUAGCUGCUAACUCUGGUAACCCCAAUAACAGCAGAGGGAGGAUUGGUGAGGGUGUGAUGGAAAAAGCAGCACAAGAAACCCUUACAAAGGGUAAAGAUGGAGCUGUAAAGGGUGAAUCAUCCAUCAAACCAGAAUUCCUAACAAGCAAAGACAAAUUUCAUGAGUUUAUAGACUCCGAGUGGCAGGGCCCAAAAGGAGGAAAGGUCUGUGAAAAUGAGACAGCUCAGGAGUCCAAGGAGACAUCUGUGGAGGAACCGGCAACUAAAAAGCUCAAGCUGGAGCCUGAGGAUAAGAAUAAGACGGACAAACCAGACGGUAAACGACUUCGGGGGCAGAAUAAGUCAAGGCCACAUGUAAAGCCAACCACUUACGAUGAAAAACGACUGUGUCUUUCAAUUAUUAAGGAUAAUAAGGUGUGCCCCUUUGGAGACAAAUGCCACUUUUACCAUGACGUAGGCGCAUACAUGGCCAACAAGCCCGCCGACAUUGGGGAAAGCUGCUACCUCUACGACACUUUUGGGCAUUGUGCGUACGGUCUAUCCUGCCGCUUUGCCAAGGCACACACUACACCUGACUUCAAAACCAUGGAGAAAGCAGAUCUAGUUAAGGCCUACGAGGGCAGGACUGUGGUGAAGAACAGCCUGAGUAAAGACCUCCAGAAUUGUCUGAGGAAACGUGCAGUGGAUUUCAAGAAGUCAGCCGAGUACCUCAAAAUACUUUCAAACAACAAAGAAAAGCAACAAAGAGAGCAGCAAGGGAAUGGUAAAGCUCAUGCAGCUGAAGUAUGUCCAGACCCAGCAGGAGAGGCAAAGUGUGCAUCUACUGAAGCAGAAACGCAGGCCAGCCCGGAAAAACCGGCUGCAGUGAAGACUAUUGGCCCAUUAACAGAUACAGAUGUCAUCAAGCUGCGUGCAUGUGAAAAGAAACAGGUGGACUUUAAAGACAAGCUCUACCUCGCUCCUCUAACAACUUGUGGAAAUCUGCCUUACCGACGUGUGUGCAAGCGCUUCGGGGCAGACAUCACCUGCGGGGAAAUGGCCAUGUGCACAAACCUGCUGCAGGGGCAGCAGUCAGAAUGGGCCCUUCUGAAGAGGCACGAAAGUGAAGAUCUUUUUGGCGUCCAGGUAGAGGGCUGCUUCCCCGACACCAUGACGAGGUGUGCAGAGCUCAUCAACAAUAACUGUGAUGUUGACUUUGUGGACAUCAACUCAGGAUGCCCCAUCGACCUCGUCUACAAGAAGGGUGGAGGCUGUGGCUUGAUGACACGCACACGAAAGUUUGAACAGAUAGUCAAGGGAAUGAACUAUGUCCUUGAUGUUCCUUUAACAGUCAAGAUUCGCACUGGUGUUCAGGAGAAGUGCAGCGUAGCACACAAACUCAUCCCAGAGAUGAAGCAGUGGGGCGUCUCUAUGAUCACACUGCAUGGGCGAUCCAGGGAGCAACGCUACACUAAGUUAGCUGACUGGGACUAUAUCUCCACCUGCUCCAAGCUGGCUAGCCCUGUCCCACUUUUUGGUAAUGGAGACAUUCUGUCCUAUGAAGAUGCCAUGAAAGCCAGAGAGACUGGAGUUUCUGGUAUUAUGAUUGCAAGGGGUGCCCUCAUUAAGCCCUGGAUCUUCACUGAAAUAAAGGAGAACAGGCACUGGGACAUCUCGUCCAGUGAGCGACUGGACGUCCUCAGGGAUUUCACCAAUUUUGGCCUGGAGCACUGGGGCUCCGACACCCGCGGUGUGGAGAAGACCCGCACUUUCAUGCUUGAGUGGCUCUCCUUUAUGUGCAGAUAUAUUCCAGUGGGCCUGCUGGAGCGAGUUCCUCAGAAGAUCAAUGAGAGACCUCCAUACUACAUGGGCAGGAACUACCUGGAGUCACUGAUGGCCAGUCAAAAUGUUGGGGACUGGGUCAGGAUUAGUGAAAUGCUGCUUGGACCAGUACCGAAGAAUUUCAUCUUUUUGCCCAAACAUAAAGCCAACGCCUACAAGUGAUUUUUCUCUUUGAGUACUAUAAAUAUAUCAAGGAUUUUUGUUUUGUUUUGUUUUUGAUCUGGAGAAGAAAGUGUAUAGAAAUCAAAUGUAUGGUGUUUUGAGUAAUGAAGACUAUUGAGUAGUCUGCUUAUUGGCAGUAGUAUACGUACAUAAAUGUUUGUAUACUUAAUAUAUACAAUAAAGUCUUUUG